AUCACCUACAAAAUCAGUCUCAAAUUCGCGGUGUCUUUGAUCACGGGGCUCCUCUAGCCCAUUGUUGCCAUUCCCGGAAGUUGGAUUGUUUUCGGGACCAAUUCUUUCUUCCUGGCGUAAAGCGACGACUCUUUUUCACAGAGCGCAUAUUCGCACAUUCCACAAACAGCACAUCCAUCAAUCAGUUGUAACAGCAAUCACAACUGGCCCCGCAGAGGCUCCAUCCGCAUAGAGAUUGGAGUCUUGAUCAACGCUCAACUGUGAUUCGGAAUCAGCUCAUCGGCACAAGAGAAAGGUCAUUCGAUCCACAAGCCGGCACAACCUCAACAAACAACUGGAAAUCGUGUGCACAGGGACAGGACCGUUUUCCGGACGACAUGCAAGACUGUUGAUGGUUGGUAGAUCCACAGAUUUUGGAGAAAUCUGAUGCCGGUAUCAUCAAAUCCAUCUAUUAUCCAUCCACAAGGUAUUUGGGCGAAACAGUCAAUGUUACCGAUACGGAGCGACUAGCCAGCGUGAAGUGGUAGGUAGGCAGGCAGGCAGACAAGCGAGGCGACGGGUGCCGUUCGUUCAGCGGGACUGGACUCGAGGUAGCAGCGUGCUGAGGUACACACACACCCUUGUCUUGCGGCUUAAGUCAGCCACGCCCAGAAGGAGAGAAAGCCUUGACCAACACUAAAAGUCAAAAUCGGGCCCCGUGGAGCAUGGACCAAAACGUAACAUAUCGACGCCCUCAAAAUGCUGCAAUGCCAAACGAAGGCCGCACCAAUCAACAAGGUGACGCGCGCGGCAAGGAUGAUCAGAGAGCUUUUGGCACAGACACAAGCAAAGCUAUGAGCUCGUCGCGCAGAUCUCCGUCCCCGUCGUCGUCUUUUGCUCCUCCUCCCCGACGCCCCGAAUCACGACCACGACCACCUCGCGAGCAGCAGCAACCUCACCCACCACUCCCCCGAGAUAAUCUCGGCAGGGGCCGAUCGAUUGAACGACCCCUAGAGCCCAUCGGCCCCAAGAGUCAGCGUCCUGAGCCAUCAAAUUUAUCGAUACAGGGUUCGGCCGACGGACCGCGUCAGGGACCGCGUCAAAACCGUCGAUCGAGGCAUCGAAGUCGAGAGCGACCACGGCAGUCGAGACACCGAUCACCACCACGGCCGCCGCAGGAGCCUCGGCGAGGCUUUGCACCAGAUUCCAUCUUCGACCGCCCUGCUCGUUCAGGGCAUCUCGAUCAGCCUGACACUGCGAAGGAAAGGGAGAGAGAUCUGCCCCACCGCAACACUGCAGCUCGCGAAUCGUCGCGUCUUGCCUCCUCGCCUGCUUCAACCUCGAAACGCCAAAGAAGUCCUGGACCGCCGGCUGCGGAUCCAGAUCAUUCGGCGAAAAGGUUGCGUCGCGGUCCAAGCCCUCAGGCCGACGAACCCUAUCAUUUUGACAAUCGUCCAGCACCAGACAAGGCAGGACUUGGAAGGGAAGAGCAUCCCCAGCGGCCGUUUUCCCCGGGCCGACCGCGGUCGCGAUCUCCCGGCUACGGUCGCGAGUUUGACCGACGUGAGAAGCGUAAAAAGAAAAAAAAGAAGAAUAAGAACCGUCGCGACCGCUCAAGGUCUCCUAAUCGAGACAGGGACGAGUUUGGAGGUCCGGCUCCCAGUGGCCGUAAACCUUUUCCCCAGCCUGGGAGGGAAUCUGGAGGAAGACGCCGGUCUCGUUCGCCUCUAGUACCCGAUCGCCCGCGAUCUUUCUCCCGUGGCCGAUCACCCCAUUCUCAAUCUCAGGGUGCAGAGCACCCACCAUUCUCGCCAUCCCAACAAGGACCACCCAGGGGCCGAGGGCACAACCCCAGUCGUGACUUUGAAGUACCACCGGAGCGGAGGCAUUACGACGGGCGAGCAACGCCACCACCACCCGAAGUCUCGCGAUCACGCAAAAAGGGCAGAGGCCGUGAAGAGCGGCACUCCCGCAAGUCGCAAGCUCCUCGAGUGUCUGGAGCCAACAGCGUCGAAGUGAACAUGUCGGCGAGGGGGAGCGGCUAUCGCGGCGGCUACGGCCCAAGUGGUGGCUACCAGAUGCAGGCUCCCUACGCUCAAGGGCCUCCCACAGGACCUAGGCGAUUUUCGCACUCGUCGGGACAUGCAACACCCAACAGCUUUCAUGGGACACCACCACCUCAGUCACCAUAUGGUGGGAGCCAAGGCUGGGGUGGGCAACAACAAUAUCAAUCCCCCAGUUAUACGCAUCAAUACCCUCCCAACGGAGGAUAUACGCCUAAUGGUGCUCACAAUCCAGGAAACUUUACUCCAACGGGGCCACAUGGGCAAUAUCAUCAAUCACCAUCAUAUGCUCCGCCGUCAGGCCCCAACUCACAAUAUUCAUACCCACAAGGUCCCGCCCGCGGUGGUCACCGAGGCGGCUUUAGGGGAGGAAACGCCUUCAACCAAGUCGGGCGAGCCGGGUACCGUGGUAACAGUUUUAAGAGUGCAAGUCACAAUGGGAGUGUGCACAGUGGUAGUGUACAUGGAGGCAGUGUUCAUGAAGGCAGUGCCCAUGGAGGUAGCGGCCACGCUAGCCCUGCUGCAGCCUCAAACAAUGGGGAAUCAGCCUCACAGAAGGCUCAUGGACAUCCUAACGAGCACGCCAAGGAUGAUGAAAAUCCCUUCAGGCCGUCUAAAGAUCUGCAGGUCGAGGAUAACAGUCAGUCGGGACAUGUUGAAGACAAUUCACAAUCACAACAAGACCAGCCACAAAUAACAAUGACCCAACCCGAAAGACAACCGCCAAGUGGCCCAUCGAACCCAAAGAUCAAGUUUCAGUUUAAGUCUUCCUCCAAGGUUCCUGCAACAAUACCGAAGCCGGAGAUAUCUUCCAAGUUUAACGCAUUACCGCCGACACAGACGAAAGCUCAGCAGCAGCAGCAGCGCCAAGAAGCUAUCAACAAGGAAAGGAAUCUUCCUCAGGACGUGCCAACAGGGCCAGCGUCUUCAAGAUCACGCCAUGACAGGGGCCCACGGCCACCGCCUGAUGCGCCUAGGCAGCCAUCAAGCCAACAGCCCCAGCCCCGGUUCAGGAUGGUGAAGAAGACGAUGAGACGACCAAUAAGGAAGGAAGGCCUCCCGGUAGAAAUGGCGAACUCGGACUCGGUGUAUUACCGGAAGCCCGGCAACGAAUCAGUCGUUGGUGCCGGGACAUACGGAAAAGUCUUCAAGGCUAUCAACGUCUACACCAACAACCUAGUGGCCUUGAAGAGGAUACGAAUGGAGGGUGAGCGGGAUGGGUUCCCGGUGACGGCUGUCCGCGAGGUCAAGCUGCUGCAAUCACUGAGGCAUAUCAAUAUCGUAAAGUUGCAGGAGGUCAUGGUGGAGAAGAAUGACUGUUUCAUGGUUUUUGAGUACAUGUCGCACGAUCUGACAGGUCUGCUCAACCACCCGAGCUUCAAGCUGGAAGCCGCACAAAAGAAGGACUUGGCACGGCAAUUGUUCGACUCGCUGGACUACCUACACCGGCGAGGAGUCCUACAUCGUGACAUCAAGGCUGCCAACAUCCUGGUGAGCAAUGAUGGUAUUUUGAAGCUGGCUGAUUUCGGUCUUGCACGAUUCUACGCAAAGCACCACCAACUCGACUACACCAACCGCGUCAUCACGAUAUGGUAUCGAUCACCAGAGCUCCUGCUUGGGGAGACGCGGUAUGGUCCUGCGGUUGACAUCUGGUCAGCCGCAUGCGUCAUGGUGGAGAUAUUGACGCAGUAUGCUAUAUUCCCUGGUGAAGGGGGCGAGAUCAGCCAGCUGGAUAAGAUAUGGGCGGUUCUGGGGACGCCGAGCCGAUCGGAGUGGCCGGGGCUCCUAGAGAUGCCCUGGUUUGAGCUAUUGCGGCCGGCCUUCAAGAGGCCCAACAACUUUGCCAAACUGUAUCAGCACCGCGUGACACCCGCUGCAUUUGACCUUCUCGAGGCCAUGUUUCGCUUCGAUCCGGCCAAGAGACCUUCUGCUGCCGAAAUCUUGGAACAUCCUUAUUUCACAGAGGAGGAGCCGGCUCCAAGACAGGCUGUUGAGCUGGCCACUAUCGAAGGCGAUUGGCACGAGUUUGAAUCGAAACAGCUGCGGCGCAAGAACGAGGCCAAGGAAAAGGAGGCACGACGGGCUGCUCGUGCCGAAAAGGAGAAGGAAGCGACCGGGGCUGGCGCAUCUGACAAGAAGAGGCCGCACGAUCAAACGGCUGUGGCGUCAGAGCAGAGCCAGCCGGACGCCAAGAGGCAGAACGUAGACGGUAGGCCGCCGGCGCAGGAGAAAGCUGGCGAUGCAGGGUAGAAGCUGGUUCGUGUUGAGUUGAAGAAACGAGGGGUCUCGGUGGAACUCAAGGAAACGAGAAGAAUUCGCCUGGGGUAGAUGCCAACGAUGGUGUUGUUGUUUUUUGGAACAUGCAUAAGACACGGCGCAGUUACCGGGGAUCAUAAUAGCGAGCGGGGGUGGGCUUGGGAGUUGUUUUUUUAAAUGACCAGGGUAAUGUUGCUUCAGCUACCCUAUAUGUGUGAGGAUAGGAUUCUUGCUACAUAAUUUGCCUGGCCAUGUGACAGGGCGUUGCGAUGGGAUGCAUAGGUAUUUAUGUUACGUCCUGUACGACGGGGAGGGAUUACGAG
Molecule: messenger RNA, 4621 nt
Organism: Pyricularia grisea
Lineage: Eukaryota; Fungi; Ascomycota; Sordariomycetes; Magnaporthales; Pyriculariaceae
Exons: 3
Coding region: 705-4292 (1195 amino acids)
Biological process (GO): positive regulation of transcription elongation by RNA polymerase II; transcription elongation by RNA polymerase II; protein phosphorylation
Cellular component (GO): nucleus; cyclin/CDK positive transcription elongation factor complex
Molecular function (GO): cyclin binding; ATP binding; cyclin-dependent protein serine/threonine kinase activity
Source: RefSeq, a predicted model, not a curated record